This is a messenger RNA of Lutzomyia longipalpis, 2363 nucleotides long. RefSeq lists its product as uncharacterized. Bases 737 to 2005 code for a protein of 422 amino acids. The transcript is spliced from 4 exons. The record is from RefSeq and is a predicted model, not a curated record. Lineage: Eukaryota; Metazoa; Arthropoda; Insecta; Diptera; Psychodidae. Gene Ontology annotation, biological process: regulation of apoptotic process; apoptotic process.
UGAAAAGAAAAUGGAUGUGAACGAAAAUGGGGGAAAAGGACGAAAAGGACAUGCAAGUUGCGAGGGUGCUUGUGUGGAAAGUCCAGUAGAUGGCACUUGUGCGGGAGGAAAACCGUGUUGGAGUACGUAGGUGUGAAAAUUUCACAGAAAAUCGGUGAAAAUAGCGACAUGGAGGGUGAGCUCUGUGGCGACAGAAUGUGCAAGACAAGGUGAAAGGGUGGUGCGGUGAAAAGUGCAGCAGAAACUUGCGGAAAGCACCUCCGUGGCGUGCGUGGUGGUCCGUCUUGUUCGGGGGGCUUUUCACACACACUUUUCGUGGACGGAGGGUUCUUUUUGGGGAGAGGGCCGUUUUUUUUCUUCUUCUUCUCCGGAGGGCUCCUCUCUUGUCGCGUGUGAGGUGUGUGUGCGUGUGUGUGUGCGGGAACGUGUACUCUGUGCUCAUUGUGUGUGUGGGUGGGAUUUUGUGGUAGCCACGAAGGAAAAAAAAAGGACACCACACUGCAUAGAAGGGGGGCUGCUAUUUUGGCGAGACAACGCGGAGGGGGUGGAUUUUUUGGUUGCACAUUGGCAACCCCCGAAAAAGCUACACGAAGGACUCCCCACCCCCCGCAUACAGCAUAGUGGGGCUGAAAUUGCUCGCAGCUUUUUUGUUGGAAUUUCCCUUUCAAUGGACUUGUCUGAUGCAGAUGGGGGGCUGCGAGCGCCCCCGACUGUCUUCUGCUGAGAGGAUGUCGUAAUGGCAAGAGAGGAGGCUCGUGGCGGGAAAAGACCCCUAAAAAUUUGGGAUAGUUGGCGAAAUAUCCGAAAAGGUCUCGUUGUUGGCAGUUUCGAAGAAUUACUCGUUAGAGGAAAAGACAAAUUGGGCGUUCCCGCCUCGGAACCUGUUCGUGUGGUUCUUGAGUGUGACGGUACACAAGUUGAGGAUGGUGAGUACUUCCGGACAUUGGCCAACAACACCGUGCUUUUGCUCUUGAGGGAAGGUGAACGCUGGUAUCCGACUGGUGUGGAUGUUAUAAAAGCUGCGAUAUCUGCUAUACCAAAGAUCGUCUGUGAGACGAUUCAUGCGCUUGAGCUGCAUGAUGAGACACCGUCUUGGAAGAUUAUGGACAACAAAGGACGUGUUACGGUUGUAUUGCAUUGGGAUCAACGGCAAGGCGGUGGCGGCGGUGCCAGCAGCAAUGGGUUGUCCAGUGAUAAAUUUUCGCCAUCGAAGAAGGGUCUCUCGGCACAGAAUUCACUCGAUAAAUCAUCACCGGGUCCGCAGCAGCGCUAUCCGAGCCCACAGAUCACUGUAAUAAAUCACGACGACCCCCAGACGGGUAUCUAUCACCCAGGCGGUAGACGACUUUCUAAGCAGGGAGGCUCCUUUGACGGUGUCGUGCACGUGCACACGCCCGAGUGUGCCCAUCACGCGCACACCCCGAGCCGCGCGGGGAGCCCAAGUGCGGCCGAGUGUGAUUUCCACUGUUGCGCCCUGCACGAGGAGGGCCGAAAGAUUGCCGUGCACAAGAGUGUAGCCACAUCACCCAUCCAGGACGGUAGCGGUAGCCCACAGCCACCGCCGAGCUCAAUGACGGACCCCAGUGGGAGGCGAACGUCCGCCAGCAAGGGGCACGUCCGUUUCCUCGAUAUAGCCCCCGAGCGCGACAGCUCGGAGAGCGAAACGGAAAAUACAGUGAUGGAGGAUGAGGCAAUAACGUCGGAAAAGUUCCUUCUACUGAUCGAUCAGCUGUCCGUGGAUCAGAAGCGACAUCUCAGCAUUAAGGAUAUUGGCAUCAUCCUCGAGCGUCUCAGCUCCAAAAUUCUCGACGUUGAACGUCUCGACCGGGAGAGUGAGAGCGAUGAUUGCUACAAUUGGACCAUUAAGGCCACAAUUCGGGGUGAUGCUUUACGUGAAUUAGGUGUUAUCUACAAUGGGAAUUACUAUGCAAUCUCAGAGCAUCCUGGCUACAAGGAGGAGAAUGAGAAUGAGAAUGGUGAGGAAGAGGAUGAAGAUAGAUUAUAGGAGGACGAUUACGAAGACGAGAGUGAAAAUUCCCAAGUGCUUCGCGUGUGAAAUAACAUCACAAAAGUUAAUCCAAAACGAUUUAAUAUAACAUAAAAUAUUAAUCGUUCAAGUGCACGAAGCCUCUCGUCUUCACAGUUUUUUCUUUUAAAAUACUUUUUUUUUAAAUUAUUUUUUCCCAUUUUAUAAAAUAAGAAAUAUAAAAAAUGAGAAAACUAAAAACACAUUUAGAUAAAACAACAACAAAAACAGAUGAAAAAAGUAAAUAAAUUGAGAAAAUGAGAAAAUUUCUAAAUGCAUACAUAUAUUAAUAAAAGUUGUGAUUAGUGAAUGAAAACGAUUCAAUAUAAAAGAAAAA